GCUCUUCUUAUAGAUUUAAUUACGGUUUCAGAACGGAUUUUUGUGAAAUGGCGAAUUUGUGAUUCUUGUGGAUCAAUUUAUUUUAUUUGAUUGAUAAUUUUAUAUGGAAAAUAUGCAGUGUUGUGAACUAUUUAACUCUGUGUAUCGCAUUUAAAAACGUUACUUAUCCGUUAUUGACUCUCUUCUUAAUAUGAUAAACGAAACCAGUUGAUUGCAUUUUUGUCAAGUGUUGGGUUUCCUCGAGAAACAAAAUCUACAGACAUCACUAUGAACAAUAACUGUGCUGGAGUUGGAGUUGGUGCUGGGGCAGUGGGUGGUGGGGGUGGAGCAUAUGAUGCUAAAAUUGCAGGAUUAUAUGAUUUACUUGACACCUUGGGAUCUGGCCACUUUGCUGUUGUGAAACUAGCUCGCCAUGUUUUCACGGGUGAAAAAGUAGCUGUUAAAGUUAUAGAUAAAAGUAAACUAGAUGAUGUUUCUAAAUCACAUUUGUUCCAAGAGGUGCGCUGCAUGAAGUUGGUGCAGCAUCCCAACGUAGUACGUCUGUAUGAAGUGAUAGACACACAAACUAAACUUUACUUAAUACUAGAAUUAGGAGAUGGUGGUGACUUAUAUGAUUACAUUAUGAGACAUGAAUCCGGUUUAUCUGAAUCUCUUGCUCGUGAUUAUUUUCGUCAAAUUGUUCGUGCAAUAUCAUACUGUCAUAGGUUACAUGUGGUGCAUCGUGAUUUAAAACCUGAGAAUGUAGUCUUUUUUGAAAAACUAGGUGUAGUGAAAUUGACUGACUUUGGAUUUAGUAAUAAAUUUUGUCCUGGUCAGAAAUUAGAAACUUCAUGUGGAUCUCUAGCAUAUUCGGCUCCAGAAAUUCUUCUUGGAGAUUCCUAUGAUGCACCUGCAGUUGAUGUGUGGUCCUUAGGGGUCAUACUCUACAUGCUUGUGUGUGGUCAAGCUCCAUUUCAAGAAGCUAAUGAUAGUGAAACUUUGACAAUGAUUAUGGACUGUAAAUACACUAUUCCUCUACAUAUAUCAAAUUCUUGUAAAAGGCUUAUUGGGCGAAUGUUAGUGAGGGAACCGGAAAAACGUGCAACUCUGUCUGAAAUAGCUACGGACCCCUGGGUUACAGCAGGUGAAGGAGUCACAGUAGAAGACUUUGAUACACCUUUGGUGGCAAAAGAGCAACUUUCAGAAGAUGAUCGCACAGCAAUUGUUCAAAGGAUGGUUAAUGGCACUAUAGCUUCCAAAGAGCAGAUUUUAGAAGCUUUAGAAAAAAAUGAGUAUAAUCACAUUACAGCCACAUAUUAUCUUUUGGCAGAGAGGAAACUUAGAUCCAAAAGGCAGGAGGCGAAUUUGCGUGCACGUCGGCCAGAAGCGCUCAGCGUGGCUCGCGCCGCGCCCGCGCCUCAACCGCGGGGACUACUGGCGCCGCCCGCGCUCUCCGCCGCGCCGCGCACGCCGCAGGACGUGCCUCCGCGAUCGCGGAAAUGUAGCAUUGUUCGCGAAGAAGAGGACGAUGAAGAAGGUGCGGUCGCCGGUGGGUGCGGUGGGCGCGUGGUGGACGCCCGGCGCGGGUCGCGCUCCGAGGGCCGCCUGCACCUCGCCGCGCGCGCUGCGCAUCCCGCCACGCCCGCGCCUUCUGCGCAACGCCCUACUCUUCUCGCCGAUAACCUCACCAAGGUGAACUUGGAUGAUGAAGGGAGCGCCGAAUCGAUGGCACGCGGCGUCCCGCCUCCGGCACCACCGCCCGCGCGUCGCCAGCGACUCGAGUGUCGGCGGCGCCGCGCCCGCGCCGGCUCGUGUUCAUCUUCGGACCUCUCGGACGACGACUCCGAAAAGAAGAAGCGCGCUGCAGAGCACGCCGACGGACCACCAGAACGAGCACGUCGGGACUCGCACGACGACUCUAGUGACAGCCAAGAACGCGGGGGAGGGGCCGGAGCGCUAGGCGGCAGCCGUGGGGCCACUCGGGCGGCCGCGCCUGCGUCCGCACCCGCCGAGCGCGGCACCGGCGGGGCGGCCGGGGACGGCCGCGCUGGCGGCCCGGCGGGGGCGGCCGGCGGCCGGCGGCGGCGCGCGGCACGCAAGGAGAGUCGGCUGCGUGAGUCGCGGUCGCUGAACCGCAUCGCGGAGGUAGAGGAAGCGCACGGCGCGGCGCGCUGGGCGGGCGGCGGCCUGGUGGCGCUGUGUGGGCGGCCGCUGCUGCGGCUGCUGGCGGCGGCGCGGCCCCCGCCCGCGGCGCGGCGCCUGCACGGGCUGUGCUAGCCCCGCGCCAGCCCGCGUGCCGGGCCGCGAGCCGGCCCGCGCGUCGGCCCGCGUGUUAACCCGCGCGGCGAGCCGCACGGCGCCCCGCGCGCUGGCCCGCGCGUCGCCCGACCACCGGCUCCGGAGCCUCUCGAUCCCGCCGAACUUCGUUUCCCGAAUCCUUGGGUACCGCGCCGCAACCAACACAUUGGGUAAUUUAGGAGAAUAUUAUCACACCGACGGUCCGCGCGAUGGCGUCUCCGCGUGAACGACGAUGAUUGAUUUUUAGAUUUUUGAUGUAACGAACCCGAUAAAUAUCUAACUACUUAUCCUUUAGACGCCGUCUCUUAAAAUACGGCCGGAAAUGAAGUGAGUGAUGUCGUCCGAGUUAUCAUCGAACAAAUAUGAAAUUAAAGCUGAAAGUGGGAAAGACUAGGUAAUACAAUUAAAGCUUAACGCGUGAGACCAUUGUCGACAUUUUUGCUGUCUGGCUAGUAUUUGAAAAGUUUCUACUCAUUGUAUUUUUAUAAAGAAAAUCCUAACAGGAAAACAGGGUUUCUAAUGGUUCAGUUAAAGCGUAAAUUCAAAUUCAUGGGUGAUGAUGAUAACUCAAUGACGGAGGGUAGCAAAUUGUUUUACUUUUAGCUGUAUAUUAUAUAUUGACUGAUUCACAUUCAUUAUCUCGUCUUGACCAUUCGUUAGGUUAAACAGGGUUAUAAUAUUUUAUUUUGAAAAACUUAAACAUUUUACAAUUUGCUUUGUAACUUUCACUUGUAGGUAACCGUUUCUAUUCUGUUGUUGAAUAUUACAUCAUUUUGUGUCAUCUGUACAAGUCAUUAUGAAGAUAUUGUAUAAUUUUUAUGCACUGAUUGUACUACAGAUAAUUUUUAACUUUUCCAGGACUCUGUAAAUUGAUAUGAGCCCACAUUGUUGAAUUCUUUGCCUGCUAGUAAAUUUGUGGUUAUCUAUGUAUCAGUGGAGAGUAUUGACAUAAAUUCUGGUUGCAAUAUCACGUACUCAAGGAAUAUAAUUUCGUAUUAUCUUCUCUUAAUUUUAAGCAUUAUUUUAUUUAUUUUUUCAAAGUUUUUAAAUUUUAUCUAAUGUCUAUAUAGCAGUGAAUGUUUUGAAUUGAUCUUUUACAUCUUUUAAAGUUAUUUUCAUAAGAUUUUCCAGUACUUUUAUACAAACGCAUGUAUGUUUAUUGUUUUAGAAAUACAUGCUUUUAUACUACUCAGAAUUUAUACUAAUUAAUAAUUCAUAUAUCUAAAUCACACGAGUGUUAAAGGUGAUUGUAUUCUUUUUCAUUUGCGUCAUGCGUGAUGACCCGUCCGAUUAGGAAAAGUAAAAUUAGCUUAUUGUGUGUGUAACUGAUGUCGCGUCGUUAUAUAGAGUCAUCGCUUGAGUGCAUCACUGCGGCUGAGCUCGCCUCGCACUCGCGGCGCCGACACUGCACGACUGCACCUGUUGCUUCCAUCUUUGUGAACGAUAAGUGCUACAAAAUAUGGAUAUCUGAACCACAUAAUAAGUGUUUGUGUUCGUGCGAAUUCUUACCUUUUUAUGGAUUCAUGGUAUGUUGGGCGCUAGAUCCCAUCCAUCAGACUGGUAAUUAGGUACAUAUUUGUAGCAUAUUUUCUACCUCUUUUACGACUGUAUUAUCAAUACUAUCAUUGCAAAUGAUUUAAAAUUGUUUUCAAUACCUGUAAAAUAUACAUAAGUUUGUACUGAGUGUUUGUUUAUAAUUGUUAUAAACAUAAAUGGUAGAGUAAAACUCAUGUAGCAUGAAGACGGCUAGCACUAGAUCUGUGCAAAAUAUACUAAUUUAUUGUAGUCGUUAAUAAUUAUCAUAGACUUGAGCGUAUCCAGUGUGUGAAACGCUUCAUUUUCUUUAUAUAUCGAUACCUGCAUUUAAUCAUGUAGGCGUCUUUGUCGCUAACUCAUUUGUGAAUUUUAAGAGGUAAAUGUUAGUUGAUUAGAUUGUGAAAACAAAAAUUGUUUAAUAAUUUGUAGAUUGUAUGCAUCUUUAGAAUGGUUACAUUUUUUUAAAGUAAGUUAAUGUUGUGUAUUUAAAAAUCUAUGUACAUAUUUAAAUUGUUGUAAAUAAAUAGUCUAUCUCAAAUAUUACUUAAAUAAGUAACAUUUAGUUAAUAUUAAUAAAGCAAUGUCGCAUACAAUAUCUUACUAGGUUGACAUUGUAGAAUAAAAAUUGUGUAAUACACUUAAAGUUGGAUCAUGAGGCACUGCAGUGGUGCUCUAAGUUUGCAAUAAUUAUACCCAGACCAAAGAAAGAAAUUGUGUGUUAAUGCAUUUCCUAUUCUUGUGCUGUUCGGUGCCAACUUAAUAUAAAUUGUAUAAUUUUGGUAAAUUUCAGAUAAAUGUGUGUGAACCACUGUUUCCCUAGUAUAUUUUGUGUCGGUGCUUGUUAUUUAAAUAAUGGUCGAGAUUAAUAUUUGGAGAUAUUAUUAAAAGUAUAAAAGUAAAAUCUAA
This is a messenger RNA of Spodoptera frugiperda (fall armyworm), 4719 nucleotides long. It is a transcript of the gene Snrk, whose product is annotated as SNF-related serine/threonine-protein kinase. The record is from RefSeq and is a predicted model, not a curated record. Gene Ontology annotation, cellular component: cytoplasm. Gene Ontology annotation, biological process: intracellular signal transduction; microtubule cytoskeleton organization; protein phosphorylation. The coding region runs from base 268 to 2256 and encodes 662 amino acids. NCBI's taxonomy places the organism in Eukaryota, Metazoa, Arthropoda, Insecta, Lepidoptera, Noctuidae. The transcript is spliced from 8 exons. Gene Ontology annotation, molecular function: tau-protein kinase activity; ATP binding; protein serine/threonine kinase activity.